AAAUGCAGUUCAAGUCUGUGGCAUCCAGAUGAAUGGAAGUUCUGUCAUGAUGUCGUUGAGUUUUCCCUUUAUUAUGACUUCUCGCAGAUGGAAAACUAUACGUACAACAGCCUCAUUCUUCAGCUCGAGGGGUUAAGGAUCACCAAGACUAACAAGCAUCCUGUCUUCUUAUUUCUGCUCUUGGCCUAUGUAUUCAUCUUAAUUGCCAAUGUGGGCAUUGUGUUUUUGAUAUGGACAGAGAGAAGCCUCCACCAGCCGAUGUAUCUGCUCUUCUGUAACCUGUCGGUUAAUGAUGUCAUGGGAAACUCUCUCCUGGUUCCUCGGGUGCUGGCAGACAUCCAUGUACCUUCCUCUGAGCGCUUCAUCCAUUAUUAUGAGUGUGUGAUGCAAGCUUUCACCACACACAUGUAUGGCACUAAUGCACACACUGUGCUCAUGAUUAUGGCCUUUGACAGAUAUAUUGCCAUCUGUAAUCCACUGCAGUAUGCUACCAUAAUGACCGGCAAAAUGGUGAUCAAGCUGACGGUUUCUGCCUGGGGAGUGGCCUUUGUUUUGGUCGGGAUUUUGCUCGGUCUGACCAUACGGCUGAACCGAUGCAGGACUCUGAUCAUGAAUCCUUAUUGUGACAAUCCCUCCCUGUUUAAACUCUCCUGUGAUAGUGUGUUCAUCAAUAACAUCUAUGGCCUCGCUUUCACUGUCGUCCUGCUCUCAUCCUCUAUAGGCAGUAUAAUUCUUACGUAUUCUAAAAUCACGGCAGCGUGUCUAACUAAUAAGAGCAAGUCUUUGAACAGUAAAGCCUUGAAGACCUGCAGCACUCAUCUGUGCUUGUAUCUGCUCAUGCUUCUCAGUGGGAUGAUUCCCAUCAUUCUUCAUCGCUUCCUGCAGUACACAGAGUACAGGAAGAUUUCAGCACUUCUCUUUCACAUUGUUCCCGGCAUCCUCAACCCCAUCAUCUAUGGGCUGCAGUCCCAAGAAAUACAUAAGUGUUUGUCAAAUAUUUUACAGCUCAGAAAAAUUAAGCCGUCAUUUUAGUUUGUAAUUCUGAAAAGUAAUUUUAUGGAAAAACUGGGACCUCCCUUCUAA
Thunnus maccoyii (southern bluefin tuna) is the source of this 1083-nucleotide messenger RNA. Its product is annotated as putative olfactory receptor 52L2. The record is from RefSeq and is a predicted model, not a curated record. NCBI's taxonomy places the organism in Eukaryota, Metazoa, Chordata, Actinopteri, Scombriformes, Scombridae. Gene Ontology annotation, biological process: G protein-coupled receptor signaling pathway. The coding region runs from base 88 to 1032 and encodes 314 amino acids. The transcript is spliced from 2 exons. Gene Ontology annotation, molecular function: olfactory receptor activity. Gene Ontology annotation, cellular component: membrane.